UUGCUGAUCUCAGAGGCCUUUUCUGACCUCAUUGAUCCUGUGGUUCUGUGAUCUCCCCUCGUCUCUGCCUUAUCAAAUCUCUCGCUCCUGUUUGUGCCCCUCGCUGUGUUGUGGAGGACACUGAUGGUGUGGCUGCCUCCCCAAAACCUUGAGCUGUCCAUGUGAAGGGGAGCUGUCCUGGUUGAGAAGCCAUGUCUGAGGGAACUGAGCACCUGCAGAACCCCAAAAAUUAAACUACAUAAAUUAUACUACAUAAAUCAAUUACAUGAUUUCUUAAAAUUCGUUCCAAUGGAAGGGAGGAGGAAAUUCUCCAGAGAUUUCACAGGUUCACACCAAACAGUUCCUGUGCCUUUUUUCAUCAGCAUUACACUUGCCACCAUCAUCUGCCAAAUGCUUCUCUACAUCACGUAGAUGGAAAAGAAACACCACAAAAUUAUUCCUGUCAGUCCCCCAGAGAUGGAUUUUCCAGGUACAAGAAGGUGAGAAGAACCAUGGCUGAGGAAGACCACGUGCUUCUACCCAAAUCCCCCCUCACGUGUGAUUCCUCAGGCUCCUAUGAUAUCCUUCUUUCAUUUGAGCUCUGAAAAGCAAUGGGCAACUUGGUUUGGACCUUCUCAAGUCAAUCAUCACCACUAAGAAGUAGAACUACUAGUGAGAACAAGGAAACAAAGCACCUUAAUCCCCACCCUUCUAUCUCAUCCAUAGCUUUUUUAAGCAAAACUCCAAACCCAUGGGGUACUUCAUAGAGCAAAAAGAUGAGUUCUGAUUCCCAGUAGACCUUAAGUUAUAUUUUUAGAGAUGAUGCAACAUCACAGGGAAGUGUGAGGAAGGGCUUGAUGAUCCUGUUGUAUUUUGUUCUUGCCACUUCUUCCCCCUCCAUCCUUGAAGAUCCCUUUGCUGCAGGCCCAGGAGGAAGAUUUUUUGGGGAGGUGGAAUGAAACUGGCCAAGGCCUGAGUGUGGCAUGAAAGAACUGAAGGCAGGAAUCUUGUCAAGUGAGACACACGUUAAGGCAGCAUCACAACUAGAACAAAUGUGCUAAAAAAGACAGGAAAAUACUGUAGAAUUUAUGAGAACAUAUGGGACUUAGACAUUCUCAGAAAGGCUGAAAACAGCACCAGCACUCGUCUCACCACCAAUCACACAGAUCCCAAAUCACAGAACAGGUUUCUACAAACCUCAUCUCUGUUCUUUUUACAUAGCAACAGAGGAAACUCUGAGAAGCUGGAGCUGACAAUAAUCAGUGCUAAAACCUGCAAAGGAACUGGCCAGACGGCAGCACUGGGAGCAAGCAGCAGGGGGAGAAGCCCACUGAGAACUACAAAGGCCCCUCUCCUGCAGGGUCCGAGCUGCAGCAGAGGGGAGCAAAGCAAAGCUUUUUGUCCCUCUGAGCUCCUCCUCUUUAAUGCACCAAGCUGAAGGGAAGUGAAUGGGGAAGUGUCACAGUGAGAAUUCCUGAGAAAUUCCAUCUCUGGGAGAAAAAAAUUCCAUGUGUUGUUUCUUUAAAUAUUUCCAUGCUUCUUUUCAUUCUUGUGCAGGUUUAUAAGGAAGAAAUCUAGAUUUUGCAGAGAUCUUUGGCCUAAUUCUCCACCCUCUGAUGAAGAGGGCAGGGAACACAGGCAUUCCAUAUAUAUGCUCUUCACACUGGGAUUUUAAAACAUUAAGUUUUUUGACACCAAAGCAGCUACAGGCAGGUGUGUGCUCCUGCACAUCAGCAAAUGUUAGCCUACAAAGCCAACUCCAGCCCCUUUAGAACUGACUGUUAUUUUGCACUGAGUCCAAAGCAAGAACGGAAAGCAAACAGUAAUUUGGAGGUGUAAACAAGUGUGUCUGGUUACUGGAUCAGAUCCUGCAGGUCUGAGUGCUUUACUCAGGCUUUGCUCUUCAUUAAUUCUUUCUUAGCCCUGGGAAUAGAAAAUACCUUUUGCCUACAGCCCUGCCUGUGCUGUGCCUUCCUGUUCAUGAUGCUGAUCAUUCUGUCUGUUCCCCAAAUAGCUUCCGAAUCUCCUAGUUCACAAUGUAGUAACUCCUAUCCUCAUCAGACCUCUUUUUUUUUUUCCCCCUCCUGACUGUAAACCACACAAUUUCUCUUUGCUUUCCUUUCUGGUCCCACAGCCCAUAUUCCAAAGCCUUUCUGAACAGUGAAGUUCUGCACUGAAUGGAAAUUCCCAGUUCUGCUCAAUGAUAUGGACUGGAGAUGUUCAGAAGCCUCGAGAGGUGGUGCCGGGCGCGGACCCGUCGGCCCGGCAGCUCUGCUUCGCCUGGGGCCCCGCGGAGGUGCUGGUGUGCGAGACCCUCUUCGGCCGCGCAGGUACCGGGGAUGGAGUGCCGAGCUCCUCCCGAGUCUUCGUGGUCCGUAGGGAUCAGGACAUUUACAUCCAGACCCUGCGGAAACUCUUCAACGAGUCGCACGGGAUUUUCAUGGGGCUGCAACGGAGCGAGGAGGAGCUGGCGGGGAAGUCGCGGAAGGCGCAAUUGGUUCAAGUGAGUAAAAACUACCGGUCAGUGAUAAGAGCCUGCAUGGAGGAUAUGCACCAGGCAGCUAUUUCGACCCGGGACCCUGCCCUGCAAGGCCAGUACAGCACUCAGGUUUCCAUUCUCUCUGCAAUGGAGCUGAUCUGGAACCUGUGUGAGAUUCUGUUUGUUGAAGCAGCUACAGCUGGGGCCCUCCUGCUGCGCCUCCUGGACUGGGUGCGGCUCCAUGUGUGUGACGUGGACAGCAUGGUCAGGGAAGUUCUGAGCAGUGAGAGUCCAUCCAAACACAAGCUCUUCUGGAAUGUGGUGGAUGUCUUUGUGCUCCAAGGCCGGAUGGACGAAGCGCGGCAUCUGCUCUCCAAGGAAGCCAGUGCCAAUCCCACAUCCAUGAACAUGUACAAAAUCUUGGAUGACUUGAUGAAGAAGAUGCCUGUGCCCAGUCUUGGCAACACCCAGACACUGACAGAGCUGGAGCUGAAGUGGCAGCACUGGCACGAAGAAUGUCAGCGGUAUCUACAGGAUGGAACUUUUGCUUCCAAUCCCCACAUGGAGUCCAUCUGCAAGAUCCUGCUGGGAGAUGAGGAUGCCAUUUUGGAGAAGAAGGAGCUCAUGACCACUUGGUAUCACUUCCUGGUCACCCGGCUCCUGUAUUCCCACCCAACAGUGAAGCCCAUGGAGCUGCGGUUCUAUGCACAGUCUAGUAUGGACCUGUUCCUGGGUGGAGAGAACAGCCCUGAGCCACUAGACAUGAUUUUAAUGGCAGCUUUUGAAUUUGAGAUGCAUCAAGUGAUCAAGGAAUGCAGCAUUGUCCUGAGUAACUGGUGGUUUGUGGCUCAUCUGACUGACCUGUUGGAUCACUGCAAACUCCUGCAGUCUCACAAUCUGUAUUUUGGUUCAAAUAUGCGUGAAUUCCUCCUGCUGGAGUAUGCAUCAGGACUCUUCUCUCAUCACAGCCUGUGGCAGCUGGGGGUGGAUUAUUUUGACCACUGCCCGGAGUUUGGCCGGGUGUACCUGGAGCUGCACAUCGAGCGCAUCCCGCUCAGCACGGAGCAGAAGGCCCUCAAGGUGCUGAGGAUCUGUGAGCAGAGGCAGAUGCACGAGCAAGUGCGCAGCAUCUGUAAGAUCAUGGCCAUGAAGGCUCUGCGGAACAACCGCCUGGGCUCUGCCCUGUCCUGGAGCAUCCGAGCCAAGGACGCGGCGUUUGCCACCCUCAUCUCGGACCGAUUCCUUAAGGACUAUUGUGAAAGGGGGUGUUUCUCUGACCUGGACCUCAUUGACAAUCUGGGCCCGUCCAUGCUGCUCAGUGACCGCCUCACAUUCCUUGGGAAGUACCGGGAGUUCCACCGGCUGUACGGGGAGAAGCGGUUCCCGGAGGCGGCACGGCUGCUGCUGACGCUGAUGACGGCUCACAUCGCCCCCUGCUCCUUCUGGAUGACGCUGCUCACGGACGCGCUCCCGCUGCUGGAGCAGAAGGAGGUCAUAUUUUCAGCAGAGCAGACUUAUGAGUUGAUGCGAUGCCUGGAAGACCUGACAGCAGGGAAUCCAGAUAAGCAGAAAUUCCAGGAUGAUGAUGUUGAGACAACCAAAGUGGAAAUGCUGAGACUUGCUCUUGCACGGAACCUCGCACGAGUCAUUGUCAAAGAAGGCACUGUGGAAGGGUCUUGAAGACUGCAGGGUCUUCCUCUUCCUCUGGGGCUUGCUGUACAUAAACUGACUUUUUCUAAGAAUAAAUGUCUUGUUUUGCAGA
This is a messenger RNA of Parus major (Great Tit), 4220 nucleotides long. It is a transcript of the gene NUP85, whose product is annotated as nucleoporin 85. Gene Ontology annotation, biological process: positive regulation of DNA-templated transcription; mRNA export from nucleus; protein import into nucleus. The record is from RefSeq and is a predicted model, not a curated record. The transcript is spliced from 20 exons. Gene Ontology annotation, molecular function: structural constituent of nuclear pore. Bases 2180 to 4138 code for a protein of 652 amino acids. NCBI's taxonomy places the organism in Eukaryota, Metazoa, Chordata, Aves, Passeriformes, Paridae. Gene Ontology annotation, cellular component: nuclear pore outer ring.